AUGGAGUGGUAGCAAGCAAUAAACAACAGAUUACUGGGAAUGUGAAAAAAUAUAACGCAGUCAACUGAAAGUCUGUUGUCGGCACUAUCUCGAGGAACAGAAAACCAUUUUAGUGGCUGUCGUACCUCACGGUUCUUCUCAGUCGUUUCCAAGUUUUCGCCUUCUUAACAGACGUGUUUCCAUGGCUGAUCGUAAACAACAAAGCAGAGAUGAGGUAUUCAAAACAGGCAAACCAGACGAUAAGGAACUUCUUAGCCUUGCUCAAGAAGUCGUGUCAAUCUGGAGACAACUUGGUCUGGCGUUAGGCCUAACAGAUGCGAGUUUGGAUGAAAUCCAUGAAGACAAUCCCAAAGCGUUGGAUAAAGCAUAUGCCAUGCUAAGGAAAUGGAAGGAGUCACUUGGAUCUGGGGCGAGUUAUCAAAAAUUAGCCGAGGGACUAGAUCACAAGGUUAUUAAAAGGCAAGACUCGAUAGAGAGAUACUGCCAUAUCAAAGCUGAAGCUUCAAUCCCGAGAAAAGUUCUUACUACCGUGGAGAUUCUUCCUGGUAAACCAUUUCACGUGACUCGCAGACGAGGAAGAGAAAUACAAAAGGUCAGCGAAUGUUUUGUCGACUUGAGACGGGACGUUCCAACCUCCACAGUCAUUGGCUUAUACAUUAAAGGUCCCCCCGGUUGUGGCAAAACCCAACUAGCAAGGCAGGUUGGAGAAGAGUUUGAACAGAACACUGCACCGCGGGGUCAUUUCCAAAAUGUGCCGUGUGUUGUCGCUACGUUGCAAGCACAAUCUCCUGAGGCAAUGUUAGAAUCCUAUAAAAAACUACACGAGAAGUUAGAAAUCCCUAACGCACAUGAAUGUCAGGGAAGUGUCCGCGAGCGGAUCAAGAGUUACAUGGAGGAUGUUAAGAAUUACCUUCGUAGGACAUCAUCAGUUUGGCUUUUGAUCGUCGAUAAUCUAACAAUCAAUGAUCCAAUGAGAGAAUUCUGGCCUUCUCCGGGACAGGAAAGCCCAUGGGGGGAGGGAACAGUCUUGGUCACGACUCAGGAUAGUGAACUCGUCCCCAGAUCCCACGUGCAUGCCAAGAGUAUGCCGCUUGAUUCAGGAAUGGAAGAGGAAGACGCUAUGGAAUUGUUAAGAGUCAUAUCAGGAAUGGAUGUGGAUGAAGAUGCUAAAAAAGUCGCUAGUUUUCUUGGAUAUUUCCCACUGUCUCUAGCUUGCGCAGCAGUUUAUGUUGGGCAAAUGAGAGAAGAUCGCCCGUUAUCAAAGUUUUCUUGGAAAAAUUAUCUGUCGAACCUCCAAAAGUACUACGCGUAUCUUGAUCAUUCUGACUUCACACAUCACAAUCCAUGUUAUCCCAAAACAAUGCUAGCAGCAGCAGAGUUCGCAGCCAGACGGAUGGCCGAAAACAACAAAGUUCUCCGAGCUGCCUUCGUGUUCCUUUCGUACUGCUCCCUACAACCUGUUCCGUUGGAUACUGUCGCUGAUUAUGUCUUACGCGAAGCUAAAGCCAGGGUGCCAGAUGACGUCAAGCUGAAAGUAGCAAGGUGUUCGUUGCUAGUAUAUCCGCAAACAGGAGAAAGGGGAAUAGAAGUGGUCACACUUCAUCAAGUGAUGCGGAUGGCGUUCUCUCAAAUCAGGCGAAACCCAGACGAAUCGGAAGGAAACGUUGAUAAAUGUGAAGNGGAAUUGAAUGGGGUACUUCAAGCCUUAAACGAAGCCUACAAACAAAAGAGGGGUCAGUUAAAAAAGGAAGAUCUCGCUAUAAGGAUUCUGUUGUGUCCACACUUGAAAGAGUUUGUUGAAGGAGUGGAGGUGGUCCAGUGGCUUGAAGAAACUUUACUUGUACAGGCGUUGGUUCACCUCGCAGAUGGUCUCGUGCACGUUGCUGGGGCAACAGACAAUUACCGCGUGGCUUUACUUGAGCGCGCUUAUAAGAUCAACAAACAACUGGGUUGUACUGAUAUCGAUGCAUGCACGUUGCUUUGCGACUUGGGCUACACUUACCGUGAGGCGGGCUUACUCGAUAAAGUGAUUCCGAUUCUUGACGAAGCCAAUAAGCUCUGUGAGACUCAAACGGAUCGCAUAUGGAUGGAAAAGAGAUCUCGAUUAUUAAACAUACUUGCUUUCACGUUCCGUGAAAGUUUUCAGCUGGAUUUAGCCAAAGAGUACAUGAAGCUAUGCGUUGAAGUGACUAGGAAGGCUUAUGGGGACAUUCACGUUCAGCUGGUUGAGAGAUUAUGCAACCUAGGAAUCAUUUUGCAUGACAGAUGGGAAAACGAUGAAGCUAUUGAAGUCAUGAAGGAAGCCAGAGAAAUCGUCCAAUAGUGCGACUCGGCAGAGAUGUUCAUUCGUGGCCAGGUGUUGAAUUACACGGCUAAAGUCCAUCUGCGCUGGUAUCUCGGUUUGCGUCACACGCAUCCACACGUAUGCAGCACCCAAAUGCAUUUGACAGAAUCGGCCAUGCUACACGAGCAAGCAUUAUAGAUCUACCACGAUCUUCACGGAGAUAAUCAGAAGUUUACCACCGGAGUUAUGAUGACAUACGGAACGGCGAAACUACAUUUGGGAGACAUUGACGAAGCUUACGAGAUGUGUCAGAAGGCUGUUGAGGUGUAUAGAAACUCACAACACAUUGCGUGGCCACGAGCGGGUACUUUCCUCGCAGAUGUCUUACUCACUCGGGGGGAGUAUCCACGUGCGAAGAAGUUUCUGGAAGAGCUUGUACAAGCUCAUAAGGAUUUGAACCUCGUAGUGAGCCCUGGUGCCUAUCAUCCAAGGGCUCUCUUGGGUGAGGCUUCUGUGCAUGUUGGUGACGUGGAAGCUGGAGAGAAGAUCAUGGAAGAAUGUCUACAAGAGUGGAAAAAGAAAGGAAUUCAUCCAGAACAUUACUGGGUAGCUCGCACGCAAGCGUUUCUGCAAGGACUUAAGUCACGAGAGUCGCAGAAAUGCGAUGACCGAAGCUUCCAUGAGUUGCCCGAUAAACUAGAUUGAUGAAAGAUUUAGAAAAGCCUGUGGAGUCGCUGGAAUAUUUGCUGUUUUGCAAACAGAGGGGCGAGCGCCGGCACAAAUGAAACAUCUUGUAAAUUUGGAGGUACGCACCAUGCCAUGAAUCCCCUCGCUUCGACGCAAAUCGGUGGCGAGUUUGUCACGCGUCCACCGUCGAUUAUACGUCAUUAGGGACUUUAAGCAGACCACGACGUCUACAGAAACGAGAACGUGGAAAAACAAUAGAUCUAAUUGGCAGAACAAUAGCCCAGCACGUGCGUUUUAGAACGUUGUACA
Molecule: messenger RNA, 3280 nt
Organism: Stylophora pistillata
Lineage: Eukaryota; Metazoa; Cnidaria; Anthozoa; Scleractinia; Pocilloporidae
Biological process (GO): signal transduction
Molecular function (GO): ADP binding; protein binding
Source: RefSeq, a predicted model, not a curated record